UUACUAGACGUAUAUUCGAUUAACGUUAUAAAUUUACUAGAUAUAUCGCAUUCUCUCUAAAUAAAAAUGUCCUCUUAUUAAAUAGAUAAUUCUAAUUAAAUCAAUUUCAGUUUGUGGACAAUGAAAUGAAUAAAUCUGACUGCAAUAUAGUUCUUGUUUUAUCAUCUAAUCAAGUCACAGAAUACGUGUAGAUGUUUCACACUGUCAUCGCUUUAAUUUGACAGAUUUGAUAGAUUGACGUUUUGGACGGAUCGUCUAUACGUUUGAAAUUAAUUUGAAAGGAAUACUAAACUUAUUACGUUUGCAACUACGUGAUACUUUUUGUUUUGCCUUCGUUCCAUUCAUUUAUACUAUAAGAAAUUUGGAAAUAAACAUUUUAUACGUGUAUAUAUACAUAUAUAUCUUUAUACAAUCAAAAUGCACGAAGCAUAUAAAAAUAUGCCUAUAAUGAAUAUAACAGUGCAAAUAGAAUCUAUGAUUGCGUAUGAUGAUAACUUAUUGAUUGGCACAAGAGAAGGACAAAUUUUCAUGUAUAAUGUUCCUUCAAAAUUAGAUGAAACUCAUAAAUUAGAAUUAUUACGCCACAGUAAAAAUUUUAACAAAAAACGUAUUAGUCAAAUGGCUGUUGUAGCAGACUAUAAUUUAUUAAUUUUACUUACAGAUGGUAUAGUUUCUAUUCAUGAUCUCAAUUCAGUGAAUUUUCAACUAAUCUGCCAGUUGCAAAAAACAAAGGGAGCAACGUUAUUCGCUUUAGAUGUCCAAAGAACAAAAAGUUCAACGGAUGAAAAAGAUAUUGUUGUACGCUUAUGCGUUGUUGUAAAGCGUAAACUACAACUAUAUCAUUGGAAAAGCAAGAAAUUUGAGGAGUGUAGUAAUUUUGAAUUAACAGUACCAGAUAUACCACGUGAAUUAUCAUGGUGCGGAGAAACUCUGAUAUUAGGAUUCCGUGGUUUAUCUUAUACCAUCUUAGAUUUAACUGGCAAACCUAAGGAACUAUUUCCUACUGGAAAAUCACCAGAGCCCAGUGUUACUAAAUUAUCAGAUAAUUCUUUUGUAUUAGGAAAAGAUUCUCAUUCUAUUGUUAUGGAUACAGAAGGAGAAUUAAUUCAACAUAAUCCUAUUAAAUGGUCAGAUACUCCAAGCGUCAUAGCAUGGGAUGAUCCUUACUUACUUGGCAUUGUACACGACAGAUUAGAAGUAUAUACUUUGGAAGGUUGCUUACACAUUCAGACAAUAAAAGAUUUAAAUAAAGCUAGACUUAUAUGUAGAUGUAAACAAGGCAAAGUCUUUGUAGCAUCUAUCAGUAGUGUAUGGUGCGUGACGGCUGUUGAUGUAACACAACAAAUUAGAACUUUACUUGAACAAAAUCAAUUUCAGUUAGCAUUAAAAUUAACAAGUUUAUCAGACAUAAUAGAAGAAGAGAAGGUGAAACAAACCUAUAAAAUACAAACUUUAUAUGCGCAUCAUUUAUUUUAUAAUAAAAAAUUUCAAGAAGCUAUGGAUUUAUUUUUGGAACUUGGGACUGAUCCUUAUGAGGUAAUCAGAUUAUUUCCUGACUUAGUAACGCCAUCAACUAGUAGCCACGAUCUCGGCGAUUCAUCGACAAACUUACCAAAACUUCCAAAUCAUGAUUUGGAAAAAGGUUUACGCGCUUUAAUAAUUUUUCUGACCGAUGUCAGAUACAAAUUAAUAAGUGAUACAAAAACAAAAGAUAAGGAUAAUAACAAGGAGAAAAGUGUAAUGGAAAGUGAAAAAAAUCUCACUGCUGUAGCUACUGAACAAUUGUUAAAGAUUAUAGAUACUACUCUACUCAAGUGUUAUUUACAGACGACCGAUGCAUUAGUAGCACCGUUACUAAGAUUAAAUCAUUGCCACUUGGCAGAAGCUGAAAAGACAUUACUUAUGCAUCAAAAAUAUCCAGAACUUAUUAUAUUAUAUCAAACGAAAGGACAACAUAGGAAGGCUUUAGAGCUAUUAGAAAAACAUGCCAAAGAAAAUGAUUCUAGCUUAAAGGGAACUGAAAGAACUAUUCAAUAUUUGCAGCAUCUUGGCAAAGAUCAUAUGGAUUUAAUCCUUAAAUUCGCAGGUUGGGUUUUGGAAGAAGAUCCUGAACAAGGACUUAGAAUCUUUAUGGAAGAUAUACAAGAAGUCGAGCAUUUGCCUAGACCUAAAGUGUUGGAUUAUCUUUUACGUUGUCACAAAGAUUUAGUUAUAACAUACUUGGAACAUGUGGUGCGUGUAUGGGAAGAUACAAAUCCAUUAUUUCACAAUGUUUUAAUACAUCAAUAUAAGGAGAAGAGUCUAGCUUCUAUGAGUGAAAAUGCAACGCCCGCUGAAAAAGAGAUAUCCCAGCACAUCAGACAAAAAUUACAACAAUUUUUGGAGAAAUCUGUGUAUUAUACACCAGAGACAAUACUAGUACAUUUCCCAUUUGAUUGUUUAUUCGAAGAACGUGCGAUUAUUUUAGGAAGGCUUGGACGUCAUCAACAGGCUAUAUCGAUAUAUAUUAAUCUCUUAAAUGAUGUACCACGUGCAAUAGAAUAUUGUAAUAACGUAUAUGAAAGAUGUCAUAAUGAAGAGAAAACGGAUAAACAAAAAAAAUCUGAAGGAGCAGACGAGGUUUAUGUAAUGCUUAUUAAUCAACUAUUAAAACCUGAUGAUGCAGGAGCUCUAAUGGCUGGUUGUAAUACAAAGAUACAACGUAAGGCACAACCGGAUCCAGAAAUGGCAUUGCGUUUACUCGAAGAACAUGCUUCUAAAAUAAAUCCUUUAAAAGCUCUAGCAAUCUUACCAGAUACAGUACCGAUCGGUAGGAUAAAACGUUUUCUAGAAGUUAGUCUUCAAAAUAAUUUAAACACGAGACGUAAAAUUCAAGUUUUGAAAGGCUUACUUUAUGCAGAACAUUUGCAAGUACAAGAACAACGUAUGCAUUAUGAGUCACAGAGUGUCCUCAUGACAGAGUUUAAUAUAUGUCCAGUAUGUAAAAAAAGAUUUGGGAAUCAGAGCGCAUUCGCAAGGUAUCCCAACGGCGACAUCGUACAUUAUUCGUGCCAAGAUCGUAAAGGAUGAAUAAAUGUUUUACCAUAUUAUAUGCAUAGCAACAUUGUUAUGUAUAUAUAUGUUCUUUUUUUUUUAUCAUAUCAAAGAUCAUCAGUGUCCUACAAUUUUCAACAUUUUAAUAAUUACUAAGUACCAGUUACAAUAUAUUAAUAACAUGUACGAUAUUGUAUAAU
Messenger RNA from Vespula pensylvanica (western yellowjacket), 3233 nucleotides. RefSeq names its product vam6/Vps39-like protein (gene Vps39). The record is from RefSeq and is a predicted model, not a curated record. NCBI's taxonomy places the organism in Eukaryota, Metazoa, Arthropoda, Insecta, Hymenoptera, Vespidae. Gene Ontology annotation, cellular component: cytoplasm; membrane. Gene Ontology annotation, molecular function: protein binding. Gene Ontology annotation, biological process: endosomal vesicle fusion; autophagy; intracellular protein transport. The coding region runs from base 418 to 3069 and encodes 883 amino acids. The transcript has 12 exons.